This is a messenger RNA of Cryptotermes secundus, 3500 nucleotides long. RefSeq lists its product as uncharacterized. Gene Ontology annotation, biological process: selenocysteine incorporation. Gene Ontology annotation, molecular function: mRNA 3'-UTR binding; ribonucleoprotein complex binding; selenocysteine insertion sequence binding. Bases 512 to 2890 code for a protein of 792 amino acids. The transcript is spliced from 6 exons. The record is from RefSeq and is a predicted model, not a curated record. Gene Ontology annotation, cellular component: ribonucleoprotein complex. Lineage: Eukaryota; Metazoa; Arthropoda; Insecta; Blattodea; Kalotermitidae.
GCCAGACACUGACGUUCUGACGUUCGCCGACUUCGCUGACAUCAAGGAAGUCAGGGAAUUUGGAUGAUGUGGAUCACGUGGACGAUUAUGGAUUAAGGGAAAGAGAAUAGCAGUUGGUAUACUAGUUCUGCCAGUUCUGUAGUGUUGUGUUUGGUAUUGUCUCACGUGCUUCUUGAUCCAAGCAAGUAUUUAGGGUUAGAAGUCUUAACGGAAAUCAUGUGUUAAUAUCGGGCCAUUAUUACUAUUGCGAAGAAGACUUAAUGAUAGAGAACGUUUAAAGAUAUUGUUACUCUGACAGUAACAUCACUGAUAAUAAUAUUAAUUGUAAAUUAUAAUGGUACUGAAAGUUGAAAUAACAUGGAGGUUUCAAAAAACAAUGCGGGCUCUACGAAAGACAGGGUCUUCCCGAAAGGUAAAUUUGGUCACUCAACAGGAAGAGCCGUUGCACGUUAAGCAGCAGUAGACAAACGUCUGAUAAAUAUAAAUUCCUCCCCACAUAACAUUAAAUUAUAUGGACAAGUUUCAAAUGAAGCGGAGACCCAAGGACCCAGGGGAAAGGGUUAAAAUUCAAACCAGUUUUUCAGCCCUGCCAGAAAGUAUUGAUGUUUCAAAGACAUAUUGGCCAGAAUUAAGGAAACCAGUUUUAUAUGAGCAACAAGGAAAUAAAUCGAAAUUGGCAAAAAUAUUCGCCGGCAGGGAACAUGUAUUGAAAGAAGGUAUCAGACCAGGAAGUGAAGUAAAAGAAAGUGAUGACAUAGGCAGCAUGACAAGUAAAUCAGACAUUGCCAGUAGUGUAUUUGUUGAACAAAGUGAUAUGUCAGUUACCCCACUUCAGGCCACAAGUUAUUCAUCUAAAGUCAAAGAAUAUAGUUCUGCUGAGGAAAGGAUGUGUAAUAAUUCUUCCUCUGCAGUUGAACUUGAGAAAAGUUAUAGCAAAAACAUAUGUCAGUUUCAUAUCACUUCAGGGAAGCCAUUGGCUUCUGCUGGUAGUCUUAAUCACACAACUGAAUCAGAGAGGUACACUAGCUAUGGUAAUGUUUGUGGGGUUGCAUGCAAGAAAGAGAAGGUACACAGUAAUCUUUUGGCUACUGCUGAACCAUGCAAGACGUUUUGUGGUGUGUCAGGUAACAGGUUGGAUUCAACAUUUAAACUUCUGCAGAAGGGAGAAAAUUUACCACAACCACAGUUGAAAGAAGAGCAGAUAAUUAGUGGAAACAUUAAGAUUUCUUCAAAUCAGUUGAGAUCCAAUCAGAGAAAAAGAACAUUGAAAGAGGAGAAGAAACAAGUGCGAGAAGAGGAAGCUAGGAAAAGAAUGCUUGCCCCAAAAGGUCAGAGAGUAAGAUUGGUGAGUCAGAAGAUGUUGGAAGCAAUGAUGAAUAGUGACGCUGAGAGUAUGUCAUUUUCUACGUAUCAAAGAGCUGCACCAGCUAUGAAUGAGAAGGAAUUUCCUACCAUGGAAGAAUCCAGGAUGCAAAGAAUUAAGUUAAAAGAUGAACAUUCCUGUGGAGUUCAAAGUAAUGAUUCCCAAAGGAGAAGCCCAAGUUGUGAAGUACAAUUGAAACUAAAGAAUAUGGGAAAUGACAGUGACUGUAUUAAUUCUUCAAGUGCAGAAGGGCAAGUCACUGUGCCAACAAGCAGCCUGUCUGUAAGAAACAAAAAGAGGAAAGACCCGAUCCAGAUUGAUCUUGUGAACUUGAUUAAGACUCAACCAGCAAAAUGUAAUAAGAGUCAAGGGGAGAAUGGAGGUGUGUUGAAGGUGAACAGAUGGGUGCAAAAGAAGGAGAGUCCAAAUCAGUACUGUGGAAACCAGCUUGAUGCUUCAAAUCCUGAAAGGAAGCGAGGCAAGAAGAAAGAAGUGCCUAAGAAAAAAAAGAACAGUGUUCUGAAAAGUGUAAUACUUGAGGAAAGGGCGGUAAGACAACAGCUUCAGGUGUUACGAAAGCAGGGACAGAGUGUGGACAUACAGUCUGUAUCUUCACAGGAACAGGGUGAUGUUACUGUCCACAGCAACGCACAUGCAGUCACAAAUGAUUCCAGUGUGAAACAGGCUGUAGGGAAUAAGAACUUUUUAUGUGUUGCUGAAACUGUGCCAUUUGGAGAAGUGACAAGUUGUAAUGUUAAGAAGGCUGAAAGUCCAAAUAGUACAGAAAUCUUAGAUUUAACACAAUAUUUAAGAGAGAACCUGAGUUUGAUGACAAAUGUUCAGGUUGAAACACUUGAACAAAAUGUGUCAGCUGGACCUGAAACUGCUCAAGACAUGAUACAGAAGACUGAAGUCGGAGAAGGUAACUGUACUUUGGCUCUUUCUGGAUCACCAUCACAUAGCUGCACAGAUGUGCUUCAGAGAUUUUCAAUCCAUAGCCGCAGGUUUAGAGAGUACUGUGACAAUUCUUUAACUGUUCCACUUACCAGUUCCGUUAAAUUGCUGAUUAAGGAUAUAGUUAAGUUUCAAGAUCGCCAGUACCAUCGUGAUCCUGUAAAAGCAUUCGCCAGACGCAGAUAUGUACUGGGAUUUCGUGAGGUCAUGAAGUACCUUCAACUUAAGAAACUGAAACUCAUCAUAAUAGCACCUGAUCUUGAAGUUUCUAAACUCAAAGGAGGAAUUUAUGACAGAGUAGCUCAGCUGAAAGAACAGUGCACUGCCCAAGGAGUGACAUAUCUGUUUGCCUUGUCUCGCAGGGAACUGGGCAUCUUGACUUUCAAGAACGUUGGCAUCAGCAUUAUGGGUAUCUUUAGAUACGAAGGCUCAGAGAACAACUUCAAGAAUGUGGUGGAGAGUCUGGCAGGAGCACGGACACACUAUCAGCAAAUAACUCAGCAGACAAUAACUGUGACAUUCAGUUAUGACUCAAGAGUUUUGAAUGGAAGCUUGCAUAUGGAGUUGCAAUGAUUUGCCACCAUGUGCACUGCAGUCUAGAAAAUGGUGACACCUCUGCAAAAAGUGAUGUGUCCUUUGGUUUAAUAAAACCAGGUGCAUGAAUUGAGUGCAGUUACCUGUCAGAACUUGAAGAGAAUCCGCCUUCUGAGAUUUCCAUUUAUGCUUUUUCACAAACGGGUCUGUGAGACAGGUUGUUUGUGUAAAGGAAAGUUCCCUUUGCAGCAGAAUGUAUGGACUGAACUGGAAUAUCAGCUUGAUGUGUAUAGAAUUACCAGUAGUGCACAUACUGAACAUCUCUGGGUGGCAAAAUAAACUUCGAUAGUUGAAGUUUAAUGUUUGAAUAUUCAGAUCCUGUAUCUUGCCUGAUUUCUUAAAUAUAAAUUUCUGAAAUUAUAAAGAUCAUUUUUGCUCACUCUGUAUUAAUAAGAAGUUGAUGAGUCCUAUAUAAGGAUGGAGAUUUCACAUUUUGCUCACUUAAUCUGCAUAAUUUAAUUUAUACUGUUAUAAUCAGGAAUAUGUUUUCAUGCAGCCCAGUGCUGGUGCCAUUCAGAAAUCUGACGUUAGGGAAGAUGAGACUGCAAGUGUGACCAGUCAAGUGAUUGCAUCCCUAUUGUCAAAACUG